Synchytrium microbalum is the source of this 219-nucleotide messenger RNA. RefSeq lists its product as uncharacterized. Bases 1 to 219 code for a protein of 72 amino acids. Gene Ontology annotation, biological process: proton transmembrane transport. Lineage: Eukaryota; Fungi; Chytridiomycota; Chytridiomycetes; Synchytriales; Synchytriaceae. The record is from RefSeq and is a predicted model, not a curated record. Gene Ontology annotation, molecular function: proton-transporting ATPase activity, rotational mechanism. Gene Ontology annotation, cellular component: proton-transporting V-type ATPase, V0 domain. The transcript has 4 exons.
AUGGCAGUCAACGACGGCAUAACCAUUCUGGUUUCGAUGCUCUUUAUAGGAUCCAUAGCUGCUGCUGGAUUGUACUUUAUUCCAAAAUCACAGGAACAAGUAGUACAUCGAACUGCUCUGGUCAUGACUCUAGUUUGUUGUUGGCUCAUGUGGGUUAUAACUUUUAUGGCUCAAAUGAAUCCCAUCAUAAAGCCGGAACGCUCUUGGGGAUCAGAAUAA